Molecule: messenger RNA, 7088 nt
Organism: Linum tenue
Lineage: Eukaryota; Viridiplantae; Streptophyta; Magnoliopsida; Malpighiales; Linaceae
Source: the annotation of a GenBank genome assembly
UUCGAAUGGCUACCCCACGGUUUGCUUAACGAGAUUAUCUUGAAUCCCAAUUAGUCAAACAACGAAAAGGAAAUGAAUGGCCACCUCAAUGUUGGGCGUGGAUUUGACGUUUUGUCGCCAUUGAAGCUGAAGCUCGACGUGGCUUUUCAACCUUCGUCUAUAUCCUACGGGGAAAGGGGGGAAAAAGAAGAAAUUUCGUUAGAGACUAAAUACCAUGGCAGCCGGUUGGUGCAGAUAUUUCAUCCUGCUGUGUUUACUGCUGUUGUGGACUUUCCUUAUGCCAUCAAUUUUGCUUUGCUGGGGAGGAUGAGAAAUGGUGCUAGAGCUAAAAUUUUCAAGGGGGCUUCAAGGCUUGCUCUGUUUCUUCUUUUCCAAGGUACAAGCUUUGCUCUCAAUGACACUAUACAUGCUAAUGGGUCACUCAAGGAUGGAAGCUUGGUCAUCUCCAAAGGGGGUAAGUUCGCUUUAGGGUUCUUCAGCCCUGGUCGAUCCAGCAACAGAUAUCUGGGGAUUUGGUAUCACAACAAGCCAGGACAAGCUCCUGUGUGGGUAGCAAACAGGAACAAUCCCAUCAAUGGCACUUCAGGAGUUCUAUCAAGCGAUGGAUAUGGCAACCUUUCUCUCUACAGCAGCUUAGAUCAAGAGUUACCAGUAUGGUCUGCAAAUGUUUCGAGGGAAAAAUUUGCAGAAGGGCCAUGUUUAGCUCGGUUGUUAGAUUCAGGAAAUUUAGUAUUGGUCCAGGGUAUAAUUAACAGAAUGAUUGUGUGGCAAAGCUUUAAUCAUCCUACUCACACCUUGUUACCUGGCAUGAAACUAGGUCUGGAUAAGGAAACUGGUUUAAACCGCUUCAUCACUUCAUGGAGGUCACCAGAUGACCCUGGAAUAGGUGAUUUCUCAUUUAAGCUUAACCCAAAUGGCGUGCCACAGCUCUUUCUGUAUCGUGGUACAACCCCCCAUUGGCGGAGCAUCCCAUCAGCCUGGCGCAUACACCAUGAGUUAUAUGAAGAAUUAUUUGAAAUUAAUGAACGUGAGAUACGUUUCUCGUUUCACUCUCGUGAUCCUUCUAUUGUAAUGAUUCCUACUAUGGACAACUCGGGAACGAUGGGGGCGGCGAUGUGGGACGAAGUUGAUGGCCAGUGGAAAGAGUUCUAUUCAGUAACCCAUAAAAAAUGUGAUGUCUAUGGUUACUGUGGUGCUUAUGGAAAGUGUGAACCAAGCAGCCCUUUUCUUUCUGAAUGUGUUUGUUUACCUGGUUAUGAACUAAAGUCUCCAAGCAAGUUUCUUCUAGGAAAUGCAUUCGGUGGGUGUGUCAGGAAGCGGUCAGAAUCCUCAUCUUUUUGUGCGCCCGGAGAAGGGUUUGUGAGAGUUGCAAAUGUGAAGGCUCCUGAUACUUCAGCAGCCGUGUGGGUGGACAUGGGAUUAAAUGAAGUGAACUGUGAGCAAGAAUGUAGAAAGAAUUGCUCCUGCUGUGCAUAUGCUACCACUAAAAUUGAUGGCAAAGGGACUGGUUGUUUGACAUGGCAUGGAGAACUAAUGGAUACAGUAAGCAUGCCCGGCCUUGAUCUUGCAAUCUAUGUUCGUGUCGAUGCUCGUGAACUAGCUGACUAUGCACUGCAAUCUAGUGGCUUUCGUGAACUUAAGUUGAAGUUAGUUGUUCUCAUACCAUCUUUUGCUUCUGUUUGGCUUGUCGGCAUCUUGCUUGCCUAUUGGUGGCUCAAGAGGCUAAAGAAGCGGACAGCAAACGAGAGGCGGAUCAGAAACUUAUUUGAUCCGGGUGAAGAUGGGUCAAACUACUUCCAAGAUUCUUUGCCGACCAAGGAGAUCGAGCGGAGUAAAAUUUAUCCAGAACUACCCUUCUUCAACCUUAGCACGAUACGAGCUGCUACCAACAAUUUUUCCCCUGACAACAAACUUGGACAAGGGGGUUUUGGUUCAGUGUACAAGGGCAAAUUUUCUUCCGGAGUAGAGGUUGCUGUAAAAAGAUCACCAAACAAUUCCAGGCAGGGGCUGGAACAGUUUAAAAGCGAAGUCUUUCUUAUUGCAAAACUGCAACACAGGAACCUUGUGAAGCUCCAUGGUUGCUGCAUUGAGGAACAAGAGCAGAUGUUGGUUUAUGAGUACUUGCCCUACAAUAGUUUGGACUCAAUUCUUUUCGUUGAUCAGACAGGAAGCCCAUUCUUAGACUGGUGUAAACGGUUCAAUAUCAUACUCGGGGUUGCACGUGGGAUCUUAUAUCUUCAUCAGGACUCAAGGUGCAGAAUAAUCCACAGAGACCUGAAAACCAGCAACAUUCUUCUUGAUGCAGAGCUGAACCCCAAAAUUUCCGAUUUUGGAAUGGCUAGAGUAUUGGAAGGUGACCAAGUUGAAGGGAAGACAAGUAGAAUUGGCGGAACCUACGGUUACAUGUCACCAGAGUACGCAUACCUAGGGAAGUUCUCGGUAAAAUCUGACGUCUUCAGUUUCGGAGUUAUGUUGCUGGAAAUCGUGACCGGGAUGAAGAUCAAUGGGUUUUCUCAGGAGGAUCCUGCCUUGAGCUUGAUUGGCUAUGUAUGGGAGUUGUGGAAAGAAGAGAGAGCCGUGGAGGUAGUUGAUCCUUCAAUAGAAGUGUCAAAUGGUGCCCUGAGAUGCAUCCACAUCGGGCUGCUGUGCAUCGAGGAAGAUCCCGUUGACAGACCUGAUAUGCAGGCAGUGGUUGUCAUGUUGAACAGCGAAAUGACACAUCUUCCUCCGCCAAAACGUCCUGCAUUCACUUAUGGGAAGUCCAGAAAAGUCGAAGAAAGAGUGGCAGAAUGCUCGAGGAACGAGAUGACCAUUUCCAACAUCCUUGGUCGCUGAUGUCUGCGACAAUAAACUAAUGUAGCAAAUAGAUAUAUAUAGAGUCUAUGAGAUGUAGUCUUUCGUUGUAGAUUCGUAAUGGAAGGCUUAACUUUUAUAGUGACCUAAGAGUAUAUUUAUGCUUAACGAAUUUGCCAAGUUUCAGCACGCUGAAACCAUUCUUGCGGAGAAUAUGGCGGGAAAGAGAAGAUGGGAAAGAUUCUGGCGGGAAGACGCCAUCGCCAGCUUCUGAGCUUUGAUUCUCUUGCCAUGGAGGGAACUUGAGAAGUCGAGUUCUAAAACUUCACGGGUUUAUCUUGAAUCCCCACGAAAAGGACAACUGUGGCCACACGCAAUUUUUUUUUUUUUUGGAAUGGUGUUGUCUAAUCAAACGCCGUUGAUAUUGAAAAUCUCGAACGCAGCUUUCAACCUCUGUCUACAUCAAAACUGGGGGGAAAGAAGAAGAAAUUUCACACAAAAGAUGCCUUUGACAUUUCAAACAUCUGGUGCUUAUGGGGACCAAAAAUAUCAGGAAGAGUGGCGAUAUUUCAUCCUCUGGCUAUGGUGGACUUUUCCUUCUCCACCAUCUUUGCUCUGCUUGGGAAGAUGAAAGAUAGUGUUGGAGCUAAAAUUUCCAUUGACGAUGAUGCUCCCAAGCUUGUUCUGCUAUCUCUGCUUCUUCUAUUCCAAGGUACAACCUUUGCUUCCAAUGACACUAUAUAUGCUAAGGGAUCACUCAAGGAUGGGAGCUUUGUCAUCUCCGAAAGUGGUAGAUUCGCUUUAGGGUUUUUCAGCCCUGGCCGGUCGAGCUACAGAUAUCUAGGGAUUUGGUAUCAUAACAAGCCAGGACAAGCUCCUGUGUGGGUAGCAAACAGGAACGAUCCCAUCAAUGGCACUUCAGGAGUUCUAUCGAGCGAUGAAUAUGGCAACCUUUUUCUAUACAGCAGCAUAGAUCGAGAGCUUCCAGUAUGGUCUGUUAACAUUUCGAGGGUGUUUCUGGAGGGGUCUUGUUUUACUCGGUUGUUAGAUUCAGGAAAUUUAGUGUUGGUCCAAGAUGCAAGUAAUAGAACAAUUGUGUGGCAAAGCUUUGAUCAUCCAACAGACACCUUGUUACCUGGCAUGAAACUGGGUCUGGAUAGGGGAACAGGUUUCAACCGCUUCGUGACUUCAUGGAGAUCAGCAGAUGACCCUGGAACAGGUGAUUUCUCAUUUAAGCUCAACCCAAAUGGCUCUCCACAGUUCUUUAUGUUCUACCAGGGUACAGUUCCCAAUUGGCGGAGCAUGCCAUGGCCCUGGGACAUAUACCAUCAAUUCUAUAACGCCUCUUUUGUUAAUAACGAACACGGGAUACAUUACUCAUUUCUCCCGAGUGAUCCUUCUAUGGUCAUGAUGUGGAAAAUUGUCAGUUCUGGAACAAUUUUGGCGGUUGCCUGGGACGAAGUUGAUGGUCAGUGGAAGGAGUUCUAUUCAGUAACGCAUCGAAAAUGUGAUGUCUAUGGUUAUUGUGGUGCUUAUGGAAAGUGUGAACCUAGCAGCCCUUUUCUUUCUGAAUGUGUUUGUUUACCUGGUUAUGAACCAAGGUCUCCAAGCAAGCUGCUCCUUGGAGGUUCAUAUGGUGGAUGUGUCAGGAAGCGAUCAAAAUCCUCUUCUUUCUGUGAGCCUGGGGAGGGGUUUGUGAGAGUUGCAAAUGUGAAGGUUCCUGAUACUUCCGCAGCCGUGUGGGUGGACAUGGGAUUGGAUGAAGUGAACUGUGAGCAUGAAUGUAGAAAGAAUUGUUCCUGCAGUGCAUAUACCACGAAGAGUAUUGUUGCGAAAGGGACUGGUUGUUUGACAUGGAAUGGAGAACUGAUGGAUACAGUUAACUUCCCGGCCCCUGAUGGUGAAAUAUAUGUUCGUGUCGAUCAAAUUGAACUAGCUGACUAUGCACUGCAAUCUAGUGGCUUUCGUGAGCUUAAGUUGAAGUUAGUCUUUCUUAUACCAUCUGUUGCCUCAGUUUGGCUUGUUGGUGUCUUGUUUGCCUAUUGGUGGCUAAAGAGGCUGAAGAAGUGGAAGAAGAGAAAAGCGACUGAUAGGCGAAUUCGAAACUUAUUUCAUCCGGGUGAAGAUGGUUCAAAUUACUUCCAAGAUUCUCCUGUGAUCAAGGAGAUCACGCGAAGUAAAAUUUAUCCAGAACUACCAUUUUUCAGCCUUAGCACUAUUCUUGCUGCUACCAACAAUUUUUCCCCUGAUAACAAACUUGGACAAGGGGGAUUUGGUUCAGUGUACAAGGGGAAAUUAAAUUCUGGAGAAGAGGUUGCUGUAAAAAGGUCGCCAAAAAAUGCCAAGGGGCUGGAACAAUUUAAAAGUGAAUUCUUUCUGAUUGCGAAAUUGCAGCACAGGAACCUUGUGAAGCUCCAUGGUUGCUGCAUUGAGGAACAAGAGCAAAUGUUGGUUUAUGAGUACUUGCCCUACAAGAGUUUGGACUCUAUUCUUUUCGUUGAUCAGACCACAAGCCCGUUCUUAGACUGGAGUAAACGUUUUAAUAUCAUACUCGGGAUUGCACGUGGGAUCUUGUAUCUUCAUCAGGAUUCAAGGUGCAGAAUUAUCCACAGAGACCUGAAAACCAGCAAUGUUCUUCUGGAUGCAGAGCUGAACCCCAAAAUUUCCGAUUUUGGAAUGGCUAGAGUAUUGGAAGGUGACCUAGUUGAGGGGAAGACACGUAGAAUUGGUGGAACUUAUGGUUACAUGUCACCAGAGUAUUUGUACCUCGGGAAGUUUUCUGUGAAAUCUGAUGUCUUCAGUUUUGGAGUGAUGUUGCUGGAGAUCGUGACUGGGAAGAAGAUCAAUGGGCUUUAUCAGGAUGAUUCUACCUUGAGCUUGAUUGGUUGUGUAUGGGAGCUAUGGAACGCAGAGAGAGUUGUGAAGAUAGUUGAUCCUUCAUUGGAAGGGUCGAAUGGGGUCCUGAGAUGCAUCCAUAUCGGGCUGCUGUGCGUUGAGGAAGAUCCCUCGGACCAACCUGAUAUGCAGGCAGUGGUUGUUAUGUUGAACAGCGAAACCAUCCCCCUUCCUGCACCAAAACGUCCUGCAUUUGUUUAUGCAAAAUCUAGAGUCGAAGAAACUGCAGCAGAAUGGUCGAGAAACGAGAUUACAUUUUCAGACACCCUUGGUCGCUGAAAAGGGACUCCAGCAAUGCUCUUGUAAAGGAGGCUAGAUGUACCUGGCCUGAUCUACUUGUAACGGUUUCUGAGUGACGAAUGGACAAAAUGCAAGAGCGCAAUUGAAGCUUCAUCUUGAGGGAAGGAGAAUCUCGUCGUAGCAAGCUGAGCCAACCAAUCAACUAGUUUGUUGUUCCUGCACAACUCAAACUCGAACUUUAAUCAAGUACGUUGUCCGAAGGAUUGAGACCACAUUAGCAUCAAAAUGGCAUUACCAAGACAAUUUAAUCUCUCUCCUCUGGAGUAAGGAUCAAAGAAGGCUAUCCAACUUAAUGACAAUCAGAAUCUCUUGCUGAGGGGCUAGAACAAUUUAAAAGUGAAGUCUUUUUGAGUGACAAAUUGCAGCACAGGAACCUUGUGAAGCUUCAUGGUUGCUGCAUUGAGGAACAAGAGCAGAUGUUGGUUUAUGAGUACUUUCCCUACAAGAGUUUGGACUCUCUUCGUUUUAUGUCAUCAUGGUGUCAUGGAAUGCUGUAAAGAAAGUUGGUCGCUAGAAGGGUACAUUGAUCUAUCAGAAUGCUGAUUUGGUAUGGAUUAUAAGCUAGAUCAUAUAUUUCCUCCGUGAGUUAUGUGACACAUCGAAGGCACUUUUCACUACAUGGAUUGCAGUCAUCCUCUUGUAGAGGAGGCCAUUGGUUCCUGGACGGAUCCACUUGUAAAAGUAUUGAACCAAUGGGAAAACAAUGUGUUAUAGAUGAUAUGUCGCGGAGCGAUACAAUGUGUGUUUCUUUAAAUCUCUUCUGCUAGCAGUAGUUAAAGCUUCAUCUGCAGAGGAGCCCAGGGAUAAAGAAAAUGGGGCCUUCCAAUUUAACGACGGUCAGAAUUUCGUCUUGAGCAGCAAGUCAGGGCACUUCAAGAAAUGCAUAUGGUUCAGCUUAAAUUGGGUAUGAAUACAGGAGGCUCUCAACCUUGUCACACACCUCACUGACCGAUGUAGCAAUGACGAUCUCAUAAACCAGCAAUUAUGGUUCAAAGACGAAAUCAUUAUCACAAGGAAUGCGCGAGAGAAAUGGCUCUUUUAUGUGUCAUAAUUAGGGCUUGCUUGUUGAAUGUUUUCUACUGACUUCGUUGGUUGAUAUG